Messenger RNA from Symphalangus syndactylus (siamang), 1489 nucleotides. RefSeq names its product sorting nexin 3 (gene SNX3). Gene Ontology annotation, biological process: late endosome to Golgi transport; endocytic recycling. Gene Ontology annotation, molecular function: phosphatidylinositol-3-phosphate binding. The record is from RefSeq and is a predicted model, not a curated record. Gene Ontology annotation, cellular component: retromer complex; early endosome membrane. NCBI's taxonomy places the organism in Eukaryota, Metazoa, Chordata, Mammalia, Primates, Hylobatidae.
CGCGCUCGCGGUGCAUUGUGGGCGCUGUAGUCCGGCCGGAACCUGUUUGCGACCGCGAGUCCCAUGACAGCGCUUCUCCUCACACCCCAGGCCGCAGUGCCCCUCCCCAGCCUCGGCCGGGCCUCCCGGGACCCAGGCGCGGCGUUCCAGCUAGUCAGCUGUUUCUCCCCUGGGCUUGGAGGCGGAAGCUUGAGGGACGCGGGGAGGAGCUUCGCGUGCGGGGUGAACGCCCGCUCUACGUGCUCGUUCGCUUCGCGACCGCGGCGCGCGAGCCCCGUGUCCCCACGGCGGGCAGCAGCGGCGGCGUCGGCUGAACGCGGAGGGGGCGGAGGGAGCCCGCGGCGGCGGCAGCAGCUACAGCGAAAUGGCGGAGACCGUGGCUGACACCCGGCGGCUGAUCACCAAGCCGCAGAACCUGAAUGACGCCUACGGACCCCCCAGCAACUUCCUCGAGAUCGAUGUGAGCAACCCGCAGACGGUGGGGGUCGGCCGGGGCCGCUUCACCACUUACGAAAUCAGGGUCAAGACAAAUCUUCCUAUUUUCAAGCUGAAAGAAUCUACUGUUAGAAGAAGAUACAGUGACUUUGAAUGGCUGCGAAGUGAAUUAGAAAGAGAGAGCAAGGUCGUAGUUCCCCCGCUCCCUGGGAAAGCGUUUUUGCGUCAGCUUCCUUUUAGAGGAGAUGAUGGAAUAUUUGAUGACAAUUUUAUUGAGGAAAGAAAACAAGGGCUGGAGCAGUUUAUAAACAAGGUCGCUGGUCAUCCUCUGGCACAGAACGAACGUUGUCUUCACAUGUUUUUACAAGAUGAAAUAAUAGAUAAAAGCUAUACUCCAUCUAAAAUAAGACAUGCCUGAAAUUUGUCAAGAAGGGGCAAAAACGUGACUAUUAAUGAUCGAUAAGCACCAGUGAAGAAGUUCUAACUUUUAGCAUGCUGCACAGAAACUGGUAUAACAUGCCUUCAGUAUACUAACACUCAUAUGCUCAGUUUUGUUUUGUUUUGGCAGUUGACAAGAAGUUAAUUUGCUUUAGUAAAAAUCCCUAAUUCCAGCCUUUCUAUAUAAAUAGCUCUUUCUUGCUGUUUUAAUGUGGUGCACACUAUAGCCUCACAAACCUGUUAUUCCAGUGUAAUCUGCAGUGUCGUAACUAAAGUUACUGGCUUGGUCUUAUUUGCACAGUUUUUGUGUCUUGUUUGCUUCUUGCAUCUGAUUAACUAGAAUAUUUCUCUUUCCCCCUUUUAAUGUGUGAUGUCAGUUGACCCAAUUUAUGUGUAGGAGCACUACACCAUUGGUUUCCAAUACUGCACACAUAAGAUACAUACUUGUGUGCAGAAAGUAUCUUCCUUCAGGCUUGUAAUACCCUUCACAUGGAAGAUUAAUGAGGGAAAUCUUUAUAUUCUGUAUAAAAACAAAAGCAAAUUUAUAUACUAAAAUCAUUUGUCUAAAAAUUUAAGUUGUUUUCAAAUAAAAAUUAAAAUGCAUUUCUGAUAUGCA